This is a messenger RNA of Pungitius pungitius (ninespine stickleback), 2008 nucleotides long. It is a transcript of the gene camkk1b, whose product is annotated as calcium/calmodulin-dependent protein kinase kinase 1, alpha b. NCBI's taxonomy places the organism in Eukaryota, Metazoa, Chordata, Actinopteri, Perciformes, Gasterosteidae. The record is from RefSeq and is a predicted model, not a curated record. Gene Ontology annotation, molecular function: ATP binding; calmodulin binding; calcium/calmodulin-dependent protein kinase activity. Gene Ontology annotation, biological process: intracellular signal transduction; protein phosphorylation; positive regulation of protein kinase activity. The transcript has 14 exons. Gene Ontology annotation, cellular component: cytoplasm. The coding region runs from base 75 to 1319 and encodes 414 amino acids.
CAGCGCUGGGACGUCAAGCCGUGAGUGAGCGAGGACCAGCCACCACGAGCACCGCCACCGCCUGCAGGACAGAGAUGGACGCGGAGCUCCACGGCGAGCUGGCCGACUCGGUGGCGGCCAUGAACGUGGCCCCAACUGGUGCUGCGAGGACCAGCAGGCUCUCGGGCAGGAAGAUGUCACUGCAGGAGAAAGGGAACCGCAUAGCCAGGCAGCCCACCAUCGAGACCAAGCGCGUGUCCAUCACAGAUGUUGAUAAUUGUGUCCAGCUCAACCAGUAUAAAUUGAAGAGAGAGAUUGGAAAGGGCUCAUAUGGAGUGGUAAAGUUGGCGUAUAAUGAAGAUUCUGAGCAGUACUAUGCGAUGAAAGUGGUUUCAAAGAAGAGGCUGAUGAAGCAGUGUGGAUUUUUGCGCCGCAUGCCUCCUCAAGGAUCCAACACUGUGUUUCCUCUGGAGAAAGUGUACAAGGAGAUUGCCAUCCUGAAGAAACUGGACCAUCCUAACGUAGUUAAACUGGUGGAGGUGCUUGAUGACCCUGAUGAAGAUGGACUUCAUAUGGCCUUCGAUUUGAUGAAGAAGGGCCAGGUGAUGGAGGUUCCUACAGACGAGCCUUUCUCAGAGGAGCAGGCUCGCUUUUACUUCAGAGACAUCGUCCUGGGAAUAGAAUACUUGCACUACCACAAGAUCAUCCACAGGGACAUCAAACCCUCCAACCUGCUGCUCGGGGACGAUGGUCACGUCAAGAUUGCGGACUUUGGUGUGAGCAACGAGUUUGAGGGGACGGACGCUCUGCUGUCCAGCACGGCGGGGACGCCGGCCUUCAUGGCCCCCGAGAUGAUGAGCGAACACGGACAGAGGUUCAGCGGGAAGGCAUUAGACAUAUGGGCGAUGGGAGUCACACUUUACUGUUUUGUCUUUGGAAAGUGUCCUUUUUAUGACACAUACAUCCUCUCUCUGCACAACAAGAUCAAGAACAAAUCGGUGGAGUUUCCAGAGACACCAUUAAUAAGUGAGGAAUUGAAAGAGCUCAUUGAGAGGAUGCUGGACAAAAAUCCUGAAACAAGAAUCAACAUUCCUGAGAUUAAGCUCCAUGCGUGGGUGACAGAGAACGGCUCCAACCCUCUUCCUCUGGAGGAGGAGCACUGCACGGCGGUGGAGGUCACUGAGGAGGAGGUGCAGAACAGCGUCACACUCAUCCCAAGCCUUUCCGCUGUGAUUCUGGUGAAGUCCAUGCUGAGGAAGCGGUCUUUCGGUAAUCCCUUUGAGUGUCUGGGCAGACGGGCGGAGAGGUCCAUGUCUGCCCCUGGAGGUCUCCUUACGUAAGUGGCCUACUCUGCAAAUCCUGCCCGGCUCCCACUGCCAAACCGCCAGCUCUGUGUUUGCCGGGAUUAGGCCUUUGACAAAACAAAACAGCAGAUGCUUGGAUAAAAAUAGAUCCACCAGCUACAUCUUUUAUACGUGAAGCCUGUCUCUUCCAUGCAGAAACUAAAAAAAAUGUAAGAUCAACCUUCCCAUCUGGGCAGGCACGGUUAAUUACACCUCCACGUGAGGAGAUGGGGAGCAGCAACUGCAUCCUCCUCCACAGUUAACCAGGCUCCGCCCCCUCCACCAGCAGGACUGCAGCACCGCAGUGUCCCACACAUGUGAAAUCUGUGGAGAUCAUGUGAGAUGUAAGCGGUGAAACCUGUGUACAAACAGGGCAGCUGGCUUUGUUCAAAAGCAGCAAGAUAUGCAGCUCCAAAUGUUAAUUAUUUUAUACAAAUAAAAAAGGGUAAAAAAACAGUGUGGUUGAACUUUACUCUAGUUUUAAGUCAAUAUGCCAAGCUACACCACUCUAACCUAACGUGUGCUGUUUAGAUACGAGUGGAAUCAAUCUUCUCCCAUAACUCACGUUCAAAAAAGGAAUACCUUUAUUUUCCAAAAUAUCUGAUUACGCUUUUUUUUUACGGCUACAAUCCGGUCACAAUAGGUCUGUGUUUGAAUGAAUUCUGACCUUACAUUACAUCUCCUUC